Drosophila kikkawai is the source of this 2705-nucleotide messenger RNA. It is a transcript of the gene MKP-4, whose product is annotated as MAPK Phosphatase 4. Gene Ontology annotation, molecular function: protein tyrosine/serine/threonine phosphatase activity. The record is from RefSeq and is a predicted model, not a curated record. Gene Ontology annotation, cellular component: nucleus. Gene Ontology annotation, biological process: protein dephosphorylation. NCBI's taxonomy places the organism in Eukaryota, Metazoa, Arthropoda, Insecta, Diptera, Drosophilidae.
AGCUGGAAGCAGAAGGUCACACUGGCACGCCCCAAGUCCUUCACGACCGACCACACGAUUGUGGUAUCUGUUGCCUUGGGAUCUCGGGGCGGAUCAUGGCGCAGUACCAGCCACAGGCAAGGUCCUCCGCCUCCUGCACGACGGGUGGCAAGCCGCACGAUUCGGGGGCUCUGACGCGCGAGGACUUUGACGGCGGGCCCGUUAGCAUCGACGAGAUCGAGACGGGCCUGUUUCUGGGCAACCUGACGGCGGCCACCCACAUGGAGACGCUGCGCUCCUUCAAGAUCACACACAUCCUCACCCUUGACUCGGUGCCCCUGCCGCAGCACAUACUGGAGGCGAGCUUCCUCACCACCAAGUACAUUCAGAUUGCCGACAUGCCGCGCGAGGACAUCCUGCAGCAUUUGGAGGGCUGCGUGGAUUUCAUCAGCUCCGCCCUAACCCAGAAGGGUAAUGUGCUGGUGCACUGCUACUUUGGGGUGAGCCGCAGCUCCUCCACGGUCAUCGCCUACAUGAUGAAGCACCACAAUCUGGACUUCCUGCCCGCCUACGAGCUGGUCAAGGCCAAGCGCCGCUUUGUCCAGCCCAACGCGGGCUUCGUCAGCCAACUGAAACUCUUCCGCCGCAUGGGCUGCAAAAUUGAUCCCAGCUAUCAGCGCUACAAGAUCCACCGCCUGCGCCUCGCCGGCGAGCAGAUGCGCAAGGCAAAGAUACUGCCACAGAGCUUCCACAGCGUUGUGCGUCCGGAUCCGGACAUAACGCGCGAGAACCCAGAGCCGAUUGUGUUUCGCUGUCGUCGCUGCCGUCGUGUUCUGGCCUCCAAGUCACACGUGCUGGAGCACAAGCCGCGCGACAGGCCGCCGCAGGAGUCGUCCCCACCUGCUCCAAAAGAGGAAAUGCCCAAUGCCCAGGCCCAGUCGGAGAACCAGAGCGGGCCCCGCAUGCUGGAGCAGCUGGCCGAGCGCAUCCGGCAGUCAUCGCUCGGUUCGCCCGGACAUGAGGGCGCGCCCAACCAUUGCCGGAGCAUCUUGUUUGUGGAGCCCAUUGCCUGGAUGCACCGCAUCAUGCUGAACACCCAGGGUCGCCUGUACUGUCCCAAGUGCGAGCAGAAGCUGGGCAACUUCAGCUGGAUCAACGCCUGCAAGUGUCCAUGCGGGGAGACAAUGACCCCGGCAUUUUAUCUAAUACCUUCCAAGGUGGAGCUUUCCAAGGCCGUGCAGAAUGUGCAGACCACAGUUUAGGGGGCGACAGAGUCGUGAAAUAGAACGAGAUGGCACCAUCAGAGUACUGGGCUAUUUGCUCCCUCAGAGAUCACUGAUAGCUGAUCAAUAUAUACAUAUUUUCCUUCCAUAAAAAAAAGCAAGCUUCUUCCAAGCCCGAAACUCAACUCCACAUAUCCCAGAGACUCCUCUUCGUACUCAAAUCCAAAUAAUGCAAAACUAGGCCAGAUGGUGUUAAGAAUCAGCUUCGAUCGAGACGAAAGUGGAGCUGGAGCACAAGUACUUAACCAUCAGUUAGAGCAAUUACGCAGGUUGACAGACUUUUGGGACCAAGAACCGGAAUAUCCUCCUCCCAUAAUUUAUGAUAACUCAGAUCUGGUCCCAGAAAAUGUCCAGGUUUUUUAAAUAUUUAGACUUAAAUGUGCUGAAAAUAUGAUUUUUUGGUUACUUUUGAUGUCCUAUUACUUCAAAACGGCAUCUUAAAAAACUGUUUUUGCCCUUAAAAAUUGAGUUUUAAAAUUAGAAACAAAUUACGCCACCUUAAAGGACUGUUCCUGGCCUUAAAAACAGUUUUUACAAUUUGGGAAAACUAUUAUUGGUCUGCGAGAUAUUGUCUCUUGAAUUUUAUAUAAGUUAUUUUUCCAUAUAUUUCUGAGUGUCGAAUUUGACAAUAAAUAUGGAAAAAUAUAAUACAUAAAAAAACAUAUGGAAAAAUAACGAUUAAAAUUCAAAACAUGACACCUUUAAGAUUCAUAAAUAUUUUUUCAAAUUUUAAAAACUGAUUUUGAAGUGCAAGAACAGUAUUUUUUGAAAUAAUAAUAAUAAAAUAAACAUAUAUAAAUCGUAAUGAAUUUACAGCAUCUCAAAAGUACCCUAAAAUCGUAUUUGCUAAAAUUUUAAGAUGGAGUAUGUCAAAAACCUAUCGUAUAGAAAAUUUUCUAAGGUCGGAUUAAGGUUCAGCCGGUGAAAAAACCCUUGGAAAAGUACAUUCCAGUUCUUGGUUCUACGAUUUUUUUUUUGAAAUUUUGUCGGCCUGCGCUAUUGCCAUCGGUGGAUGCUGAACCCCAAAACUCCAAUUGUUAUAGUUAGCCAAUGAAUUCGCCGAUAUAUAAUAUAGUUAAUUAUACACGUUUGUGCUGUUCCGUACGAUGCAUUUGCAUAGCUUUUUGCAUGUCACCAAGUCUACACACAAACUAUGUAUGCAUUUUACACAUGUAUUUGACUUUUUGGAAAGUAUUUUACGCUGAGCCGAGGGGCAAAACCAAAACAUAUUUUCAGUGACAAUAUCUAAAAUUAUGCUAUAAAUGUUGCAUGUUCAAGUGUUUCGUCGGCACAGAGUCAGGGGAGAAUGGUUUCGCUGGACCUGUGCACCCAGUAUCGAUGUGCUUUGACCUUAAUGUAUAUUGGAUCAUGUAAAUGGGUGUGUGUGUUGUUGAUAUUAAAGUCAAAUUCGUUUGUUUUCCCCACCAAAAGUCACCAAUAUGU